Molecule: messenger RNA, 252 nt
Organism: Closterium sp. Naga37s-1
Lineage: Eukaryota; Viridiplantae; Streptophyta; Zygnematophyceae; Desmidiales; Closteriaceae
Source: the annotation of a GenBank genome assembly
AUGGCCCGUGUUCGCCGUGCCCGUGAGGAGCAGCUGGAGUUGGAGCGAGAGGAGAGAGAGUUGGAGCGGCAGCAGCCGGAGCUACAGCGGCUGGAGGAGCAGCAGGAGCAGCAGCAGCAGCAGCAGCAGCAGCAGCAGCAGCAGCAGCAGCAGCAGCAGCAGCAGCAGCAGCAGCAGCAGCAGCAGCAGCAGCAGCAGCAGCAGCAGCAGCAGCAGCAGCAGCAGCAGCAACAGCAGCAGCAGCAGCAGUAG